CCAUAACUCUGUACGCCCGCAUACCGAAAGACGUCUUUAAGCCCUAUAAAUAUAUAUAACAAAAAAUCAUAGCGCUGUCCUGGCGACCGCUGGUGGCAGUAUUGUGGCCGUCCGAUCUGCGCUGAUAGCCGUGACUGACACCCUUCCGGCUCCUCUGUACAUUUAACGCCUUGUCCGUUCUGUGUUAAGAGCCAUACUAUUUACAUCAAACUUUUUUUUUUUUUCCUUUUUUUUUUUUUUAAACAAAACCUGGGCGGCGGGUCGAACUAUAAAACCCUCUGAAAUCCCUCUUUGUAAAGUAAUGCUUAGUGGCGUUUGUUCGCGAUCAUGAACGUGGUAAACGAUUCAUACGUUUCCAUUAAAGACAUUAAGACCGGGCAGAAAAACUUAAAUGUCGUCUUUAUUGUCCUGGAGAUCGGAAGAGUUACAAAAACUAAAGAUGGGCAUGAAGUGAGAUCCUGCAAAGUGGCAGAUAAAACUGGCAGCAUCACAAUCUCAGUUUGGGAUGAAAUUGGAAGCCUUAUACAGCCAGGAGACAUAAUACGCUUAACCAGAGGGUACGCUUCUAUGUGGAAAGGAUGCUUGACUCUAUACAGUGGAAGAGGAGGCGAGAUUCAGAAGAUAGGAGAGUUCUGCAUGGUGUAUUCCGAAGUACCAAAUUUUAGUGAGCCAAAUCCGGACUUUAGUGGUCAGCCUUCAAAGCCAAAUCAAGCAAAAAUGGGACCUGGUGAUCAAAGCAGCAAUUCAUCUCCCAACAAUAUCGCAAACGGUUCACAACCUGUUCCUGGACAACCGGGGUCUUAUUCCAACCAUGCUGUAUCAUAUAACAAUGGACGGACAAAUGGACGUGGACCAGGAAUGGGACAGACAAACACUUCACCAGCAACUACACCUCAGCCAGUAGUAGCCUCUAUCAGCAACGGGAGAGAUCCAAGAAGAGCAAAGAGAUGAUGUGCUGCUAUCCCUGUACAUUAUCACUCCCUACUCUACUUGAACACUUACUGCACUUUUAUUUAUGGUUAAAUGUGAAAAGUUUACUCCUGGAUGUCUCAACAGUUCCACCUCUGUAAUAGGUUUUUUUUUGUUUUUUUUGCGCAGAUUAAGUUUAAUCUGCGAUACCAGUAAAAAAAAAAAGGUGAGGCUUGACAGCAGUGCUGCUAGAACCAAUGACAAAUACACUUUUUAACAUUUUAUGAGGGACCAAAUCAGGCAGAGUAAUAAUCCAUAUCCAAUGUUGUCCACAUGCGCAGUGCCUAUGCGGUUUACCAAUAGCAAAGGUUUGAUGUGCCAAUUCUUAAGUGGAUAGCUUGUCCUUUUUAUUAUUAUAGAAAAAUACCACUUUCUGAACUCUGGUCUGUCGCUGCCAGUAUACUUUGUUGGGCAAGAAUAUUAUCACAUCUUUUUUCCUUUGAGGUUGGUGCUUGUCAUUGCAGGACUGAAGCUGUCUGCUGUAAAAGUACUACAAGAUUAAUUGCAAUAAACCAUUGUUUCCCAUCUA
This is a messenger RNA of Spea bombifrons (plains spadefoot toad), 1498 nucleotides long. It is a transcript of the gene NABP1, whose product is annotated as nucleic acid binding protein 1. Gene Ontology annotation, biological process: mitotic cell cycle checkpoint signaling; double-strand break repair via homologous recombination; response to ionizing radiation. Bases 328 to 951 code for a protein of 207 amino acids. NCBI's taxonomy places the organism in Eukaryota, Metazoa, Chordata, Amphibia, Anura, Pelobatidae. The transcript is spliced from 6 exons. Gene Ontology annotation, molecular function: DNA binding. The record is from RefSeq and is a predicted model, not a curated record. Gene Ontology annotation, cellular component: SOSS complex.